Molecule: messenger RNA, 2294 nt
Organism: Piliocolobus tephrosceles (Ugandan red Colobus)
Lineage: Eukaryota; Metazoa; Chordata; Mammalia; Primates; Cercopithecidae
Gene: EXOC7
Product: exocyst complex component 7
Exons: 20
Coding region: 100-2223 (707 amino acids)
Biological process (GO): exocytosis
Cellular component (GO): exocyst
Molecular function (GO): phosphatidylinositol-4,5-bisphosphate binding
Source: RefSeq, a predicted model, not a curated record
GGGCGGGACCAAGAGCGGAAGUGGGUGUGACGGGGACUGGGGCCCGGUGGGCCCGCGGAGGAAGGAUAGUGGGGAGUGGGAGCCGUGGGGUUCGGAGCGAUGAUUCCCCCACAGGAGGCUUCCGCCCGGCGGCGGGAGAUCGAGGACAAGCUGAAGCAGGAGGAGGAGACGCUGUCCUUCAUCCGAGACAGCCUGGAGAAGAGCGACCAGCUCACUAAGAACAUGGUGUCUAUCUUAUCAUCCUUUGAGAGCCGCCUUAUGAAGCUGGAGAACUCCAUCAUCCCCGUGCACAAGCAGACGGAGAAUCUGCAGCGGCUGCAGGAGAAUGUUGAGAAGACACUGUCCUGCCUGGACCAUGUCAUCAGCUACUACCAUGUGGCCAGUGACACUGAGAAGAUCAUCAGAGAGGGCCCCACAGGUAGGCUGGAAGAGUACCUGGGGAGCAUGGCCAAGAUUCAGAAGGCAGUGGAGUAUUUCCAGGACAACAGCCCAGACAGCCCAGAACUCAACAAAGUGAAACUGCUCUUUGAGCGUGGGAAGGACGCCCUGGAGGCUGAAUUCCGCAGCCUGAUGACACGGCACAGUAAGGUCGUCUCACCCGUGCUCAUCUUGGAUCUGAUCAGUGGUGACGAUGAUCUGGAGGCCCAAGAGGACGUGACCCUGGAGCACCUGCCCGAGAGCGUGCUCCAGGAUGUCGUUCGCAUUUCCCGCUGGCUGGUAGAAUACGGCCGCAACCAAGAUUUCAUGAACGUCUACUACCAGAUACGCUCCAGCCAGCUGGACCGCUCCAUCAAGGGCCUGAAGGAGCAUUUCCAUAAGAGCAGUUCUUCCUCUGGGGUUCCCUACUCCCCUGCUAUCCCCAACAAGAGGAAAGACACACCUACCAAGAAGCCAGUCAAGCGGCCAGGGACGAUCCGUAAGGCUCAGAACCUUCUGAAACAGUAUUCCCAGCAUGGUCUAGAUGGGAAAAAGGGGGGCUCUAACCUCAUUCCUCUGGAAGGUCACGAGCAUGAUUUCCGAGUUAAGCACCUGUCCGAGGCCUUGAACGACAAGCACGGGCCACUGGCCGGGAGAGAUGACAUGCUGGACGUGGAGACCGAUGCCUACAUUCACUGCGUCAGUGCCUUCGUCAAGCUGGCGCAGAGCGAGUACCAGCUGCUGGCAGACAUCAUCCCCGAGCACCACCAGAAGAAGACCUUCGACUCCCUGAUACAGGAUGCCCUGGAUGGGCUGAUGCUUGAAGGGGAGAACAUCGUGUCCGCUGCCCGGAAGGCCAUCGUGCGACACGACUUCUCCACGGUGCUCACCGUCUUCCCCAUCCUGCGGCACCUCAAGCAGACCAAGCCUGAGUUUGACCAGGUGCUCCAGGGCACGGCCGCCAGCACCAAGAACAAGCUGCCUGGCCUCAUCACCUCCAUGGAGACCGUCGGUGCCAAAGCGCUGGAAGACUUCGCGGACAACAUCAAGAAUGAUCCGGACAAGGAGUACAACAUGCCAAAGGACGGCACCGUGCACGAGCUCACCAGCAAUGCCAUCCUCUUUCUGCAGCAGCUUUUGGACUUCCAGGAGACGGCAGGUGCCAUGCUGGCCUCCCAAGAGACCAGCUCUUCGGCCACCAGCUACAGCUCCGAGUUCAGCAAGCGGCUGCUAAGCACCUAUAUCUGUAAAGUACUGGGCAACCUACAGUUGAACUUGCUGAGCAAGUCCAAGGUGUACGAGGACCCAGCUCUGAGCGCCAUCUUCCUUCACAACAACUACAAUUACAUCCUCAAGUCCCUGGAGAAGUCUGAACUGAUCCAGCUGGUGGCAGUGACACAGAAGACUGCCGAGCGCUCCUACCGGGAGCACAUUGAGCAGCAGAUCCAGACCUACCAGCGCAGUUGGUUAAAGGUGACCGAUUACAUCGCAGAGAAGAAUCUACCUGUGUUCCAGCCGGGAGUCAAGCUCCGGGACAAGGAGCGGCAGAUUAUCAAGGAACGUUUUAAGGGCUUCAAUGAUGGCCUCGAAGAACUGUGCAAAAUCCAGAAGGCCUGGGCUAUUCCAGACACAGAGCAGAGGGACAGGAUUCGCCAGGCCCAGAAGACCAUUGUCAAGGAGACCUACGGGGCCUUUCUACAGAAGUUCGGCAGCGUACCCUUCACCAAGAACCCAGAGAAGUACAUCAAGUAUGGCGUGGAGCAGGUGGGCGACAUGAUCGAUCGCCUUUUCGACACCUCUGCCUGAGCCUCCUGCUAGCCCUGCCUGGUUCCGCCAGACUGGCAUGUCAUUGGACAGAUAAACCAGUGUUAACUUGC